This is a messenger RNA of Vollenhovia emeryi, 1095 nucleotides long. RefSeq names its product enoyl-CoA delta isomerase 1, mitochondrial-like. The coding region runs from base 144 to 980 and encodes 278 amino acids. The record is from RefSeq and is a predicted model, not a curated record. Gene Ontology annotation, biological process: fatty acid beta-oxidation. Gene Ontology annotation, molecular function: enoyl-CoA hydratase activity. Gene Ontology annotation, cellular component: mitochondrion. Lineage: Eukaryota; Metazoa; Arthropoda; Insecta; Hymenoptera; Formicidae. The transcript is spliced from 6 exons.
GUGGCCGAGGGACAUCGAGGGAGACCGACCAGUCAACAUCAGUCAACAUCGUGACACGUAGCCGAACGGGGUGGCGCGGAGAGGCGCAGUCUGUCAAUUGUCAAUAUCCGCUUGCUACGAGGAAGACUGACACCUGAGGCGCCAUGACUGUGUUAAAGGCACUGAUCGCCGGCGGGCAGGCGUGUCUCCGAAGAUCCUACGCCACGGCCACCAAGUACAUUGAAACCACACGAGACGACGCGGGGAUCGAGAUCAUAUCCAUGGCGAGAAAACCCGUGAACAGUUUGAACACGGGGCUGCUGGGCGAGCUGAAGGCAUCCUUGCUGGAGGCGCAGAACAGCCGCAGCAGGGGCGUCAUAUUGACGUCGUCCUUGCCGACCGUGUUCAGCGCGGGACUGGACAUCAUGGAGAUGUGUACGACUGACAAAAAGAAGCUCAGUGACUUCUGGCAAGCGUUACAGGACACCUGGCUGACUAUUUACAGCCUGACCAUACCGGUCGCUACUGUUAUCAAUGGCUCCAGUCCUGCCGGAGGCUGUCUGCUGGCGAUAUCUACGGAAUAUAGAGUCAUGGUUGAAGGUAAACACACCAUAGGAUUGAACGAAACGCAAUUGGGUAUCGUCGCCCCGAAAUGGUUCCGGGAUAUGUAUGUCUCGACGAUAGGCUACCGACAAGCCGAGAUAUCGCUUUUAAGAGGAUCGCUGUUCAAACCUGAGAGAGCGUUGCAGCUCGGACUCGUGGACGAGCUCGCUAAAGACAAAGCGAGCGCGAUCGAAAAGUGCAAGAAUUACAUAUUAUUUUACGACAAUAUACCAGGUCUGGGAAGGGCUGCUACCAAGUUGGAGUUACGAGAGAACUUGAUUCAGUGGAUGAAGAAAAACAAGGAGGCCGACGUCGAGAAAUUCGUGACCUAUAUUCUAUUACCGAAAGUACAAGCCGGUUUAAAACUGUACGUUGAAGCUUUGAAGCAGAAGCAAUAGUGAUCUGGGGAAGACGGUAUUCCCGUUUUACCGCUCUUGCGGAUCAAGGUUUUGUAUACGUCUUAUUUUAUAUAUGUAUUAUAUUUUGUACUAGAAUAUAUAUUUUCAUACUGCG